AAGCGAAGCCGCUCUACUUCCCCUUCCGCUCCGCGCACGAGAGGACGAGACACGGCAACAAGCUACGGGAGAGAGGCCACGCACGAUGAUGGCGUGUCGGCGGCUGGCGAGGGAGGCCGUCGCGGCCUCGCUGCGACGGGGCUCCGCCACCGCGCCCACCGCCUCCACGCGCGCCUUUUCCGCCGCCGCCGCCGCCGCUGCGUCCUGCUCCUCCCGCGCACCAGUCGCCGCCAGCCCUAUUCGCCAGUUCCUCGCGCGCUGUUCGAGCCCCGCUUUCCAGCCUCGCGCUGCCGAGUUCGGGCCUUCGCUCACCGCGAGAGUAGCCCUUGGUCUCCGGCCGCAGUUGUCAGGUCUCAAUCUGAUAAAAGGAUUUGGAACAAGCACCAUGCUAGCGAUGACGCUUCAUCAGGGACAGGUUACUGCUGCCACAAAAGAGCAACCAUCAAAAGCCAUAGCUGGACCAACCACGGGAUCUUUGAAAACCGAGCGUGGGCCUUCAUUUUGGCCUUUGGUCAGGAAACUUCAGCUGCCAGUUGGAUUGAUUUUUCUGAUUAUUUCUGGGUUGCACAGCCCGUUAGGUCUUGCCCUAAAUAUUUUGCUUCUCAUCUACUGCUCGAGACCUAGCCACUAUUCAAUAUAUUUGUUUCUUCAGGAGCUUCGACAUAGGGAGAUGGGUCAAAACCAUGCUGUGUCCAAGGAGGAGUACAUGCGUACAAGAAAUGUUAAUACUGAAGAUUACAAGUUUUUUUCAAUUGGAACCAUUGAAUUAGCAGACGGGAGGGUGCUACAUCUCAUUGGAAUGCUGGGGAGCUGGUGGAUGUACCGUGUGUCAUUCAAGUGGAAAGAGCCAGUGUAGAAUGUAUUUUAGUUCUGAAGAGCAAGUUAACCAUCUGGUGCUGAAUAGCAUAUAUUUUGAAUCAUUUCUAAAUGACCAGUAGGUACUUAGAGAAUUGACUUUUCAGUAGGUGACCUGUAUUGUUUUUUUUUAAAAAAAAAAACUGGUGAUGUCCAAUGAUUUUGCGAAAGUAUUGUGCAAGAAUAUAAUGGAAGCAUCAAGUAUGGAACCUGGUGAUGGUGACUGGUACUAUUUCUUAUUGCGCAAUGCAGUUCUACUUGGAACACCUAUUUCUUGUCAUCUAGCACAUUGGUGUAUGUCCCAAAUGUUGCUUCUCUAAGUUUAGCUUCUGUAAACAAGGACGUGAUUAUAAUGAACAAGGCAUGGUGCCAUCCGUUAGUUUUCUUCCUGCUACUAGCGUGUUGCUAUUAAUCAGUCACUUGAAACAGAAUUAUUGAAAUAAUAAUCAAUUGUAGUCCUUAGCUCUCAUUUCAUCAGAAUUGGCUGCAACUCAUUAUAGUUUAUUCCUUUUUAAAUGGCUUUUGAGAUGCUUCCUCUUUUGGUCAUGAAUCAUGAUCAGUAUUACAUCAGAGUUACACUAUUGAUCACUACUCCGGUACUCUCCUUGCAGGUGAUAUUUCUUCAGUGAAUCGAUUUGCUAGAAUCUGUAAUUGCAGUGAUAAUUGUAUGGAAAAACUGGAAUAACAUUCUCGUUGUCACUUUGUUGCUUUGCAUCGUGAAUCUUUACUUUGCUCACUGUUUUCAGUUUCAUUCAUUCACGGAAGUCAGCAUUCUAACAUGUUUUCUAGGCAGCUAAAGUGAUGAUAAGGAAUCGCGUAAAGGAAACCAAGGCAUAAAGAUCAUUCAUUUGAAAUGGGAAAGGAAUUUUGGGAAAAGUAAAGAAAGGCAUACUGGUUUGGAAAUUUGUAGGCUGUUAGCUGCUCCUAAUUAGUUGUGAGGGAAAUGGCUGGGAGGAACAUUGGAGUCGCAGUGGACUUCUCGUCAUGCAGCAAAGCAGCUCUGCGAUGGGCAUCAACAAACCUUGCCAGGAACGGUGAUAAGCUCAUACUAAUCCAUGUGAACAAUUCCUAUCAGAAUGAGCAGGGCGCUGUUCAUCUCUGGGAGCAGAGUGGUUCCCCACUCAUCCCUCUGGCCGAGUUCUCAGAUGUCACCAGGACAUAUGGUGUAUCACCGGACAAGGAGACAAUUGAGAUCCUCACUCAAGUGGCAAAUCAAAGAGGGAUUGAAGUCUUUGCAAAGAUAUUCUACGGUGACCCGGCAAAGAAGCUCUAUGAAGCAGUUGACCUGGUUUCCCUUAGCUGCAUGGUUAUCGGGAGCAGAGGACUAAGCACGCUCAAGAGGGCUCUGAUGGGGAGCGUGAGCACCUAUAUUGUGAACUACGCGGCAUGCCCUGUGACGGUUGUGAAGGAGCACAUGUAGGGGCAGUCAGCCCGAUGAACACUGCUGUUUACAAGCUUCACUCCAAAAGAACAAUACGUAUAUGUGUGGUAGCCAGAUUAAAUAAGUGUACUUGACAUGCACUGAUCAGGUGGAUCUUGCUACAUAGAAAAUAAUAAAAUCUGAAGAUACGGAAUCUUGUGCUUGAAAUUCACUCAGCUAGGACUGGACAGAACAUGACUUGGCACUGUCAUCUGAAGAUAUGUCCUAGGCCUGAUGUAAUCUUCGAAUAAUUUUGCUUGUAAAAUCAGUUAAAGAAAUAUACGGCUCUGAGUUUUUUUUUU
Molecule: messenger RNA, 2577 nt
Organism: Sorghum bicolor (sorghum)
Lineage: Eukaryota; Viridiplantae; Streptophyta; Magnoliopsida; Poales; Poaceae
Exons: 9
Coding region: 86-856 (256 amino acids)
Source: RefSeq, a predicted model, not a curated record